Messenger RNA from Verruconis gallopava, 609 nucleotides. RefSeq lists its product as uncharacterized. NCBI's taxonomy places the organism in Eukaryota, Fungi, Ascomycota, Dothideomycetes, Venturiales, Sympoventuriaceae. The coding region runs from base 1 to 609 and encodes 202 amino acids. The record is from RefSeq and is a predicted model, not a curated record. The transcript has a single exon. Gene Ontology annotation, molecular function: protein binding.
AUGAAGUCGAGAGACGCACAGCCAAAAGGCUGGCCACAAGAUGUACAGUACCUUUCUGCCCCAAGUUAUGCGCAGCAAAUGUCGAAGCAGACGUUCAUGGCUCUUCAUACGAAGCCAAACAAUGCUGAGACAAUAGCCAUGGUGAAUGGACCGUCCAGCAAUGUAGAGAUUCGGACAAUUGCCGUUUCAACCCAUCCUGCUUAUGGACAACAUGGCCUUUUUGCUAGGAAAGAUCUGCCUCCUGGCAGUUUCAUUCUGUUCUAUGUGGGUGUUGUCCACACAGAAGAGGAUAGUGAUUGCACAUCAGACUACGAUCUCUCGCUUGAUCGGGAACUGGGAGUAGGCAUCGACGCGGCAAAGGCAGGAAACGAGGCUCGAUUUAUCAACGACUAUCGCGGCAUCAGCGCCAAGGGUCCUAAUGCUGAAUUUCGUGAGGUAUGGGUUGAUCGCGGCAAGGACGUGUACGAGCGUCGAAUGGCUGUCUUCGUGCUACCUGCUGGCAAAAGUGGCAAGCGAGCAUCCGGGAUCAGGAAAGGAGAGGAGAUUCUCGUCUCGUAUGGGAAAGGCUUCUGGAAAGAAAGACAGGCAGGCAAGACCGAUGUUGAGUGA